Molecule: messenger RNA, 1162 nt
Organism: Talaromyces proteolyticus
Lineage: Eukaryota; Fungi; Ascomycota; Eurotiomycetes; Eurotiales; Trichocomaceae
Exons: 2
Coding region: 117-968 (283 amino acids)
Cellular component (GO): endoplasmic reticulum; plasma membrane
Source: RefSeq, a predicted model, not a curated record
CGUCCAAGCUAUCCCAUCGAACCUUAUAGGCAUAUUCUAGAAAUAUUGACAGCACAUAUAUCUUAGUCAGUGGACUCGAUUAUUUACAGCAAGUGAUCCAAGAAAUCAAUUUUGCAAUGAUCUUACUCGAGCGUGGGAAUGAUGCCCUGAAUGUCAACCCUGUCACGGGGGUGGACGAGGCUCUAUCUGUACAUGGAUCUGACUGGCUCUGGGCUGUUACAGCCAUUUAUGUCCUCUCUUUUAUCGGCCUUCUAGUGCUUUCCUUCGCGGCAAAAGAGAGUGAAAGAGUUUUCCACUACCUGUUCACCUUCGCCCUAAUUGUUGGCGCCAUGACAUACUACGCACAAGCUGCAGAUCUGGGUUGGAGUGCAGUUAAACAGGUUGAUCAUCUCGGCAAUGGUGUUGUUCGCCAGAUGUUCUAUGCCAAGUACGUCAACUGGGCCGUCGCCUUCCCCUCACUUGCCUUGGGACUCGGCUUAGUAUCGGGCGUUUCGUGGACCACAAUCAUCUGCAACAUCGCUCUCGCAUGCUUCUGGGUGGUCAGCUAUCUUGUGGCCGCAUACACUACUUCGGACUACAAAUGGGGCUUCUUCGCCUUUGGCACAUUCGCGUGGCUCAUCCUGGCGAUGAGUACCAUAAACGAGAGCCGCGAGUCUGCAGCCUUGCUUGGUGUUGACCGAGACUAUAUUAUUCUUGCUGGAUGGUUGAAUCUUUUGUGGAUUCUCUACCCGAUUGCCUUUGGCCUGACCGAUGGUGGCAAUUACAUUGGCGUAACCGGCAGUUUUAUCUUUUUCGGUGUGCUUGACUUACUCAUGGUGCCUGGUCUUAGUUUCGCCAUCUUGUUCUUCGGCCGCAACUGGGAUUAUCGCGCGUUGAAUAUCGCUUUCAGUGAUGCUAGGCCGAGCCGAGACAGUGAGGAAGGGGUGAAGGAACCCUUCUCUUCCACUAAUGUUGAUUCGGCUUCCUAGAUGAUCUCUUCGUGUUCUGAAACCUCGAACUAUCCAUAAAUCUGGACAUUAGAGCCCUUCUCUUCAGUUCCACUUGUUGCGUCUUUUUUUAUAUCGAUCACAAAACAUUGGCCAGUUUAGCCAAGGAUAAUUAGAGGCAUUUCUCUGCUUUCAUUUGUCAUAGAUAGAAAUUGGAAUGUCAUAUCUCCCUUCUA